UACCAGUACGCUCAAGAGCAGCUAACUCCUCUGCCAUUGCCUCCUACCACUCAGGAUGAAGGAUAGCAUCGCGAUAUGAAGUCGGCUCAGAAAGGACGGUAGAAGAAAAGGCGGUGGGAUCGUACCAAGCAGGAGGCCGACGAACUCAACAACCACGUCCAAGAAGCAGCUCAGGCGCAGGCGAAGGAGAGGUGUUAGAAGAAGAUGCCGAAGCAUUAGGAGAAGACACAGGAGAAGAGUCAUCAGAAGAAGACACAAACCGUCGUGCAUAGACAUGUGGGUAUAGUUAGGAACCAAAGGAGAAUUUUCAGGAGACGAAACCACAGAAGAAGGCAAAAUAGAAGAGUACUCUAUAGGCAAAGGUACAAGGCUCGAAGGAGGCGCAAGAGCAAUAGGUGUAACGGGAAAAGUCAAGAAAGAAAGCGGCUCGACCAAAGACGACUAUGAAACAUCAGAGGAAGGACAAGGAUAGAAUGGACGAGACUCAUCGAAGACAACGUCGUGAGAAAUCCGCAUCCGACGACUAACAGGAUCCCAGCAACGAUAUCCCUUAUGCUCAGAACUAUAGUCAAGGAAAACACACUCAACAGACUGUGAAGUUAGUUUGGUACGCUCCCGAGGUGGAAGAAGAACAUAGCAAACACAACCAAACAGUCUAAGCAAAGAGUAGUUAGGUAGACGCCCAAAAAGACGCUCAAACGGAAUCCCCCCUGAAGAGCAGCGGAAGACUGAAUGUUAAUAAGAUCGAGGCUUGGUUCCAUCUCCAAAUGUGCAAACUAUUUCUUCAGACGCUCUUACAUGGUCCUCCAAAGAAAUCCCUUGUUAGUUCACCUUACAUGGUCCUCCAAAGAAAUCCCUUGUUAGUUCACCUUAUUUACUUCAUGUCAAUAUCAUUUACUGGUUUCCUUGCCCUUAAGAGUCUCACUCCGCAGCAUAAGCCAAUUCCAAGGAGCCUGGACCUUGCCUUCACCUCUGUGUCCACACUGACUGUCUCAAGCAUGGCAACGGUCGAGAUGGAGGACUUCUCUGACCAGCAACUCUGGGUUUUGAUCCUUCUGAUGCUAUUGGGGGGAGAAGUGUUCACUUCAAUGUUGGGGCUGCACUUAAAGAAUGCCAGGGCCAACACAUAUGAUAUCCUCCAGAAGAGACUGCCUUCAACAUGCAGGGACAUUGAAUUCGUUGAUUCUGUAAACAGGAGUUGUUGGAAUAAUAUGGAAGACAUCAAUCCAGAAGCAACCACAUCACAUAAACAGGUACAGGAAAGCAAAAGCAUGAAUCAGAAUUAUUGCAAUAUUUUGGCUCAUGUCGUGGCAGGAUACUUUGUAGUGUGCAUUAUUUGCAGCUGUCUAGUUAUUACCAUUUACAUUUGGACUGAUUCAGAAGCAAAAUAUCUGCUGAAGAGUAAAAACAUCAAAAUAUGGACGUUCUCCAUCUUCACAGCAGUGUCCUCAUUUGUAAACUGUGGCUUCACUCCAGUAAAUGAUAACAUGGCAAUAUUUAGAAAGAACCGUGGUAUUCUCCUUCUAGUUAUCCCACAGAUUCCAGCAGGCAACACAUUGUUCACACCACUCUUGAGGCUAAGCAUAUGGGCCUUGGGAAGGAUCAGCAGAAGAGAGGAAUAUACCUACAUUCUUCAGUACCCAGUGGAGACUGGCUACAUGCAUAUGCAACAAAAGAAGAAUGUUAUUAACCUGGUUCUGGCUGCAGUGGGGAUCAUUUUGCUGCAAGUGAUGUUUCUUUGCUAUUUUGGGUGGGACUCAAAGCCCAUGGAGGGAUUGAAAUGGUUCCAGAAGUUGGUGUGCACACUGUUCCAGAGUGUGAAUAGAAGGCAUGCUGGUGAAACUGUCAUUGACAUCUCAAACCUUCCUCCAGCAAUAUUGGUGCUGUUUGCUCUUUUCAUGUCAGUAAGCCCCCCAAUCCCUGUUCACAUAGUUAAUUUCAGUCAGUUCAUUGUUACUUAG
Molecule: messenger RNA, 1961 nt
Organism: Setaria italica (foxtail millet)
Lineage: Eukaryota; Viridiplantae; Streptophyta; Magnoliopsida; Poales; Poaceae
Product: cation transporter HKT4
Exons: 1
Coding region: 768-1961 (397 amino acids)
Biological process (GO): monoatomic cation transport; transmembrane transport
Cellular component (GO): plasma membrane
Molecular function (GO): monoatomic cation transmembrane transporter activity
Source: RefSeq, a predicted model, not a curated record